Aspergillus puulaauensis is the source of this 852-nucleotide messenger RNA. RefSeq names its product putative extracellular SCP domain protein Pry1. The coding region runs from base 1 to 852 and encodes 283 amino acids. The record is from RefSeq and is a predicted model, not a curated record. Gene Ontology annotation, cellular component: extracellular region. NCBI's taxonomy places the organism in Eukaryota, Fungi, Ascomycota, Eurotiomycetes, Eurotiales, Aspergillaceae. The transcript is spliced from 2 exons.
AUGCGAAUACCGACACUCCCAGACCAUCACCACCACCACCAUGUCCCAGGACUCCAACUCGUCCUCUACUCUCUACUAAUAACACUACUCCUACCGAUUUCCACAUCUGCCUUCGAAACAACCAUCAUCGUUACUAUCACAGCCACAGCAACAGCCACCACAACCACCACAACCACCACAACAAAUCCCCAGAUCCCACAAGACCGCUCUUACACGUCGGCCUCCCAAUUCAAAUCCUCCACCCUCUCAACCACAAACGCCUACCGCACCGCACACAACGCAUCGAGUCUCGUCUGGAACGAGACACUAGCGAGCUUCGCAAACCAGUGGGCCAAGACAUGUUUAUGGAAACAUUCUGGCGGUCCCUACGGCGAAAACUUAGCAUUCGGGUACACGAAUGCCUCUGGCGCGAUACAAGCGUGGGGGGAAGAAGCCUCGAUGUACAACUUCAAUAAGCCGACCGGGUUUAGCGAGGAGACGGGUCACUUUACACAGCUCGUUUGGAAGGGGACGAGGGAGGUGGGCUGUGCUGCUGUGGAUUGUGGGUUGACGGAUCCGGAUGGCGACGGGGAGAAGAAAUGGAGCAGAGCGCAGGGAUGGUAUGUUGUUUGUGAGUAUAUGCCUGGGGGGAACGUUGUCGGAGCGAAUGACGACCUUGAGUACUUUCGGACGAAUGUGCAGGAGGGCAGUGAAGAUGUUGAUGUUGAUACUGAUUCGGACUCUGACUCCGAGUCUUCUGGGGAUGAUGAUGGUCCGAUGUGGAGUGGGGAUGGUGGAGGUUUACUGAGGUUGAGUAGCAAGGGGAUUGGGUGGUGGAUUGGCAUUGUGGUGUACAUGUUUAAUUCCAUAUAG